Messenger RNA from Mesocestoides corti, 603 nucleotides. NCBI's taxonomy places the organism in Eukaryota, Metazoa, Platyhelminthes, Cestoda, Cyclophyllidea, Mesocestoididae. The record is from the annotation of a GenBank genome assembly.
UCAAAACAUCCUGUGUUCGUGAAGUCCUUGCCCUUUGCAAAAAUGAUCGUGCAUGCUUCAAAAUAUCCGCAUGCAGCAGUGAACGGGAUUCUUUUAGGUGAAGGGGGUGGCAAUGGUGUGCUUACUAUUCAUGAGUGCAUUCCUCUCUUCCACGGUUGCUUGACAUUAACACCAAUGCUUGAGGUUGCUCUUUAUCAGAUUGAGGCGUACAGCGAUACAAAGAACCUUAAGAUAUUAAAGAUCGGUGACAAAAUACUGGACAAUUGUGAAUGCGCGUGCAUCAUAAUUGUGAAGAAUGAUCGAAUUAAGUCUCUCUCUGUGGACUGUCUUUCCGUUUAUUUUAACCACGACGGAAAGUGGCGUGAGUCCAACAGCAUCAAGUUAGAUAGCUCCGCCGCUGAUUUUCUUAAGCCGCACCUAAAUACGCAAAGCAUAUCAGAGUUUGCUGACUUUGACAAUCAUCUUGAUGACAUAUUAAUGGAUUGGCGGAAUUUGUUUACUGCAUUACGCUACAAUUUGUUGAACCUGGCGGCAAAUUUUAGUAAUAGAGAAUUCCGCUUUGCAAAUAAUUUUGAGCAACUUCAAACUUAUGUAAAUAUGUAA